AUCGUCGAGGACGGCGUCUUUAGGCUACUCUCGCCUUUGCGCCACCUCGUUCCACUCCUACCUUCUUCAGCUUCAUCGCGACUGCUCUACGAUUGUUCAGCAUGGCGCUCACGCCUCCCACUAUCAGGGGUUCGCGCCUGUGCUCUACGCCGUCUAUCACCUCGCCGCUCAUGCUCCUCUCCGACGACCUGCUGCUUCAAGUCUGUUCGAUGGCUUACCCCCAAGACGUCUUCUGCCUGAGCGUAUGCAAUUCGCGACUGCACAGCUUAUUGGGAGAGACUUACUGGCGACAACGGGCCCAGUCUCUCGGUGUCACCCUCAAGCCUCAUGCCACAGCCAUCUGCCAACUCUUCGGCGUCAUUCAAGCCUUCUGUCACGGCUGCCACACGCCGCUUCUCGUAUCGUGGGAGUCGGUCGCAAGGCGAGGCUUUCCCGUCUUCAUCGGUCGCGACUCCAACAUGUGGCCCGAUGCCUUGGCUCAUUGGAUCAUCAAGCGCUGGUUCUGCUCAACUUGCAUCAAGCUUCCAAUCUGGCAAUUCAUCUCUGAGAACCAUCUGAACCUCUGGCAGCUCACUUCACUUGCCGUCAUGAAUGAGGAAUCCAUCCUUGUCGAUGGAGUGCGCUGGUAUCGCUACGUCGAUGUGCUCCGUGUCAAGGCCGACAUCCUGCGCUGGGCUACCGCUCAAGCUCAGGCUCAGCCGUCGCUUGAGAUGGAGCGCAGUGUCUUCUUCGCCGACUCUUCGAGCGAGAGCCUGUUUGCUGAGGCAAACAGCUUGCGCCUCCUCGCCGACAUCGGCAACCCUCAGGCCACCUCUAUCAACGACAUCGUUCACCGUCAAGACACAGCUGUCCCUCCAGCCCAUGGUCACGGCACGUCAGAUGCGGCACCUCCUCCCGCAGGCCCAGCCCAUAGCAAUGUACUCCCCUUCGAGCUCUGGCCCCAGUACGCUCAAUCUCAUCAUCAACAUCAGCAGCAGCUCUAUCAAGAUUACGCAACGUCGUCUCAGGCCGCCGAGAAUAUGGUGCGGAUGGCUCUGGGUCACGCCGACGCUACAAGCCAUGUCGGCCACUCUCGCACACAGAGUCGUCCCUCCCUCGCCACAAACAGCGCCCAGUCCAGCGACGACUACUUCUGGCGCAACUAUCUCCUGCCAGCGUUUGACCACCGACCCACCUCUACUGAGGGUGCUGGCAGCGGCAGCGACGUCGAAUGCAGCCUACCGCGUCCUCCUACCACCGGCGAUAACUCGAUGACCUCUUCUCGUGAGCCGGUCACUGCCACACCCGAUACUGCCACGUCUGUUGCGGGCCAAGGGACGGGGGAAAUCAAGCCCAAGUCACCUCAGCCAGCCGCAGGCUCAACACCUGGCCUCCGAGCUGCUCCUGCCGCUCCUUUGGGAGGCGAGUCCGUGGCUGAGGCUAGCUCCAGCGCCAAAGUCAAGGACACCGGCAGCAGCGCCGCCAACGCAAGCAUCAGUCAGCCUGACAAAGCUAGCACAUCUCCUGCCCAGCCGCCGGCAAAGAAGACCCGUCGACCUGCCGCCAAGACGCUGGAGGAGAAGGCUGCCCGGCAAGCCGAACGCGAUGAAGCCAAGCGUGUCCGUGCCGAAGAGCGUGAGCGCGAGAAGCAACGCAGGGCGGCUGAGCGUGAGAAAGAGAACCAGCGAAGGAUCGCCCGCAAGCAAGCAGAGAUCCAGAAGCAGACCGCUGAGCGUGCGGCUAGGCAGGCUGAACUGCGCAGGGUUGCGCAGGAGAAGGCUGAAGCCGCUGCUGCCGCCGCAGCCGAGCGUCAGGCGAGGAGACGCCAGGCUCAGCCGGCCAUGCCAAAGAAGAAGAGGACCACUCCUUCCCGCAAGCGUAAGGCCAAAAGACAGCCUACUUCGGACGAGGACGACGCCGACGAGGCUGGUCCCAGUGGCAGCCCUGCCCCCAAGGCUGGUCCUAGCGGAAGCUCCUCCGCACCCGCACUGAAGAAGCAAGUGACCAAAGGAUCCUCCCUCCCAGCAGGCGGAUACGUUGACUCUCAAUUCGACGAGCUUGCUGAGAGCCCGCAGGACGACGAUGAAGAGCCUGAGGAGGCUGACGAACAGGACGAAGAUGCCUCCGUUGAGCGGGAUGAAUCAGACUCUGCCUCUUCCUCUGCCCUCUUUGCCAACACAGACGAAAGUCGCCGUCAGAUCAUGCGCGACGUCAAAGAACAGCAACUCUCUGCCGCCCUUCUUGCCCGAGGCUAUAAGCUCACCUCGGACGCCAUGACCUGUUCAGAGAUCCGCGCGUGGAUCGAGGGCAGGUGGGUAGACUCACUGUUGCCUAAUGGCAUCAAUUGUGCUGACGACGUCGUGGACAGGGUAGUCAGGACGUGGGGGGCUGCGGCGCGAGAGGCUGAUGGGAAAGGGAGAGACGGCAGAGGACGAAGCGCUGCGGCAUCAAUCACUGCUGGGACCUCUUCUUCUAUGCUCUCUGAGCAGCUUCUGCCUCAGAAGCAGCAACGUGCCGAACGACAGGGAGGCAUGGAUCCUGAUGCUCCAGCUCAUCAGAGCAACUCUCAUUACGCCGUCAGUGGCACGGCUUCUCACGACCGCUCUCUCGACCAAUCCUUCGCCACUGCCAACAGCAAGCCAGGUGACGCAGCAGACGAGCGUCAAGCCAACUCCACCAUGGAUCUCGUCCCGCUCGAUGGAGACAGUGGAAGUGGCAAUUCCCUCGCCACCAUGAGCGGCAGGGACAGUGGGGUCGACCUCAGUCACACAGCGGCGCAGCCCGCUAACAACAGCCCCGAUCGCCUCUUUCAGCUUGCCAACCUCUCCUCUCGCUCUUCCUCGGACGCUCAGCACCAAUCCCUCCCUGUGAGGCAGCAUGACUCGCAUCCUCUUCAACAGUACCCAACUCUCCCUAAUCUACCUCAAUUCUCUCCCAACUCGUACAGCAGCCUCCGCGGACUUCUCGAUGCCGACUACCUGCGCGGCGCAUUCGUGCAGCAGGCCUCCGGUCUUAACAAUGGGCAUGAGAGAAGGGGAAGCGGCAGCUAUGGUGCAAGCAGCGGAGGGUAUCACCUGCGCUCACACAGCCAGGAUCAACAGCAGCUUCAGCAGUCGAUUGAUCUGCAGCGAUAUCGCCAUCCUAGUCUUUCAAGCGCUGGAGGCUCACACUUCGAUGCCACCAAUGAUGCAUAUAGCAAGGACAGCGGCUUUGCUUCUGGAUCCCGUGACCUUGCUCCCACCGCUGGUGGUAAGGGACAGCUCUUCGCUUCUUCCUACGCAUCGUCCGCGACCAAGACCACCGAGCAGCUCACGAUGGCUCAAAAUCGGCAGACCAUCUCGGGUCCUUCCUCUCCGGCUGGUCACAAGGACGAGACGGUGUCUGAUCCUCGAGCUGUUGCCGUCAAAAAGAAUGGAGCAAAUGCACCUGGAGACGGUAGUCCUAUUCUCCCCGUAGCAAACGCCAGCAUUUCCGCCACAAUGAACUCGACGCUUGAGCCCACUGAGAGGGGGUUGACCCUGUCCUGAGGAGUCUGCCAGGCUGCAGACAAGAGCUCAGGAGGUGACGUUGAGGCCAGUGACGGCCAUGGGAACACGACAGUAGCCGCCUCGCCGCCAGAGCAGCCAAUCGAGAAAGUACAGGCCAAGAUAUCGUAGUCGCAUCGG
Jaminaea rosea is the source of this 3644-nucleotide messenger RNA. RefSeq lists its product as hypothetical. The record is from RefSeq and is a predicted model, not a curated record. The transcript is spliced from 2 exons. NCBI's taxonomy places the organism in Eukaryota, Fungi, Basidiomycota, Exobasidiomycetes, Microstromatales. The coding region runs from base 102 to 3506 and encodes 1134 amino acids.